Molecule: messenger RNA, 701 nt
Organism: Talaromyces stipitatus ATCC 10500
Lineage: Eukaryota; Fungi; Ascomycota; Eurotiomycetes; Eurotiales; Trichocomaceae
Exons: 2
Coding region: 4-429 (141 amino acids)
Cellular component (GO): nucleus; cytoplasm
Molecular function (GO): protein tyrosine phosphatase activity
Source: RefSeq, a predicted model, not a curated record
AAAAUGUCCUCAAUCACAAUCGCAACACUUCCUCGCAUGAGUCGAGAUGUCCUCUCAUCUCUACUCUUGUCCACAAGCACUCCGAGCAAAUUAGCCAUUAUAGACGUUCGAGAUUCUGACCACGUAGGCGGCCAUAUCCACACCUCAACCUGGGUCCCCAGCUCAACCCUAGACUACCGCAUCCCCGAACUCGUACGCACACUCAAAGACAAGGAGAAAGUCAUCUUCCACUGUGCUCUCAGUCAACAACGAGGACCGUCCGCGGCAUUACGCUACGUGCGCGAACGUGAACGUACCUUGGGGGUAGAAGAAAGUAAGAAACAAGAAAUAUAUAUUCUUGAAGGAGGGUUUGUGCAGUGGCAGGAAAAAUUUGGGAAUGAUACGAGAUUGACGGAGGAGUAUAUUGAGGAUAUUUGGAGGGAGUAUUGAUCCCUUUUUUGGACAAAGAUGGAGUGAAGGUCAACAUGCGCUGGACGCAGUUGUAUAUAUUUCGAUGAUACCCUACAUUUAUUCUACAGUUAUACAUGUUUCUAUCAUACAUCUCCUGUUAAAUUUCGGAUAUCAACCAACAACACCGCCCCCGAACCCAACAGGUCUUCUCCUCCCCCCAUUCUCGGGAACUAUAACCAAAGCCUUAUACAACUUCCCCAUACCGUUAGGCCCCUUAUCCACCAAUCUCUUCCAAGCCGUCUGAAGCAUCU